GGCAGCCAGGCAGUCAGUCGAGUCCAGGCGAGCGAAGAAGGCACAUCGUGAGGAGCAUAGCCCUUGUUGCGAGCUAUCCCAUCCGCGUUCUCGUGCUGUCUCGUGUUGUGUGCAGUGCAAGUCCCCAGACAUGGCCCCAGCGGCCCCCUCGGAGUGAUACCGUUAUUUCUGUGACCCUGUGCAAGUGAAGCGCGAGCGUAGUGGAGUCCUCGGCCUUGCCCAGGAUAGACUUGUUGUUUGACGUGGCCUUUGCUUGCGACGUGGACGCCACCAUGUCCGUGAUGCAGCCCAAAAGGCAGCACUGUUACCUGUGCGACCUGCCGCGCGCGCCCUGGGCGCUGCUGCACGACUUCAGCGAGGUGGUGUGCCGCGGCUGCGUCAACUACGAGGGCGCGGACCGCAUCGAGUGCGUGCUGGACGGCGUGCGCCAGCUCAAGCGCGGCGCGUCGUACCUCACACAGGACGUGCCCUCGCGCCCAUCCGCGCAGUCCUCCAAGCCCGUGGCGGUGCGCACCGCCCACGAGAACGGCAUGGAGGUGGCCAGCAUGCCGCCGGCCGCGCACUCUCGUCCGCAGCCCGCGCCGCAGCCGCACCCCGCGUACCAGCAUCACCACCGUGGGGCCAUGCUGGAGUACCCCGGCGGUCCGGGCGGCCCUGGCGGCCCGGGUGGGCCUGGUCCUGGGGUUCCGCCGCCCCCGCGCAGUGCCGUGGCCAUGCCACGACCCUUAGUGGAGGCGCAGGCCCAGGCCCAAGCCCAGGCCGAGCACGACGCCAUGGUCGCCCGUAGCCGUGCCGGCGUUCCCCACGGCGCUCAGCUGGCUUCGGCGCCGCCAGGGCACCACGCCCUGCCCGGCCAACAGCAACAGCAGCAGCAUCCCCAACAGCAGCCGCCGCCCCCGCAGCCGCAGGCCACUCACAACGGCAGGCCCAACUCUCUGCCUCCGGCUCCCGUCACAGUCAAGCGCGACCUGGACGAGGACGAGCACCACCACAUGAUGAACGGGGACGUGCCCGGCGCCAAGCGCCUCAUCGUCGAAGACCCGGCCGGCGUCCCCGUCGGCGUGGGCGCCCCCCGGCCGCCCCUGACGCGCGGCGAGUCUCUGCCCGCCGUGUCCAUGGCCGCCACAGCGCCCUAUGUGCGCUUCAAGCAAGAGAAGCUGCCCCUCAGGGCGCCUUCCUUCGAGUCCGGCAUGUUGCAGCAGCAACAGCGCAACGGUUACCCCGGGGGCCAUGGCGCGGGCCAUGGGCCAGGCCAUGGGCCAGGCAUGCCGGGGAUGGCCAUGACGAACGGAGGCUCGGUUUCCCCCCUGGGCCCCCGCACUGGCUCCCCCCCUGACCAGCCCCAGCCUGCGGGGGGCCCACUCCCGCUCCCGCCCCCAGCCGGACCCGGCGCGAGCAGCGGACCCGGCGGACCCGGGCCACAACAGCCGGCGAACGGCCCAAACCCGAACGGGCCGAACGGGCCCAACCCCAUGGCCGCGCUCAUGUCGGUGACGGACAACCUGCCUGCCGGGUCGCCGCGGAGCGCUGGGGGCAGCCCUCCUGGUGCCCCCGGCGUCAGUGGUCCUGGGGGAGCCGGGGGUUCGGGUCCCCGGGCCGCCUCGAGGGGCUCCCAGCACUCGCCUAACUCCACAGGAUCAACGAGUGGACGACGGUCAUCAGGCAGCCGCCACGUCAGCUCCACCACCGUCACCUCCAGCGAGGCGCCGCAGGGCGUUGAAGGGGGCCCGGGCACCCCGAACGGCACCCCCUUGAGCGACGCCGUCCCGCAGGGCCCCAACGGCCCCAGCGGCCCCAACCCCGCCGGGCCAGCGCCCAACCCGCCCACCAACGGCACCAACACCUCGCCGGGGGCCGGCACGCCCGCGCCCACCAGCACCACUCUCAAGUGCACCCUCUGCCAGGAGAGGCUGGAAGACACCCACUUCGUGCAGUGCCCGUCCGUGCCCCACCACAAGUUCUGCUUCCCCUGCUCGCGGGACAGCAUCAAGCGGCAAGGAGCCGGCUCUGAGGUUUACUGUCCAAGUGGUGACAAGUGCCCAUUGGCCAACACCAACACCCCGUGGGCCUUCAUGCCGGGCGAAAUCAACACCAUCCUUGGAGAGGACUUCCCCGUAAAGGCAGAGAAAAACAAGGCUCGGGAGAGUUAGGGGCACGCCUCAGGAACCUCGGCCGACACCGGGGUGGCAUUCGUUUCUUUGCCCAGCGAGGCUGUGAUGCAGAUGAUGCAGAAUCCUGCUCAGGAGCCUACGCGGGUUAACUCGUUGGAUGACCCACAACCCACUGUGAAUGCAGGUGAAGGCCAAGGCGCUGCCACUUCUUACGCUCGCCUUGUGAAUGCAUUUGACAGGAUUGACCCUUACGCGAUUGGGCCUGGCCCGUCCGUUGGUCUGCCUGGGUGUGAGUGGGACCAGCCCUGAGGUUGUUUGAGGGUUCCUCGCCUUACGUCUUCACGUUGAUGGAGGUUCAUGUUAAUGUUGUCAUCAGUCAGUUUUGAAUUUUAUUGUUGCUGGUAUGGUAAUGUUAUUUGUAAGAUGGUAGGAUUUAAGGCAUGUGGAAGCCUGUUUGGUUAAUAUUGUGUCCACUUUAUUUGAAUUGGGAUGCCAUACUAUGAAGUAUGUUGCUUUUGACAACUGAAAGCAGAUUAUGAACUAAUUUGGUUUGCAAUGUGGGACCUCAUUACAGUUUGUUAUAUGUUAAGAAGUCCUUUGCCGCUAGACCAUUAUCAUUGUGUCCGUAUCGUACUACCAUAUUUAUAUAUGUAUAGGUUCAGUUUCGACAGAUUUUUGCUUACUGUUUGGUACCCAAGUGUUUCUUGUGUAUUGUGAUGGUUUGCUCAAUGGCAUAACAUCUACAAUGAAUAAUUACUGUAGUUUAAAAUUUAUGCAGUCAACAAUUAUUGUAGUUUAAAAUUUGAUUAAUCGUUUCCUAUGAUAUGACCAUUAUUCUAAAUUCAGCAUACAAUCAUGCAAAGAAUUUUGAAUUUUUUGUAGUUUGUUAUUCUUAAUCUGGACGAACUUGUACUGGCAAAAAUAUAUAGUGCUUUUAUUCAAUGUCAGGUAGUAAGCUUUCCUUCUGUGGCUAUCACACUGUGAAUACAGAAGCUCAGUAACAAAUUGAUAACCCUUCUCUAGAUUUCUGUAUUUUACAGCUUAAAAUUGUUCUAAACAACAUUUACUACAUGGGCAACCCUCUAAUUUUUCACUGAAUAAUUAUGUAAAUACUAUGUGCGAAUAUUUCAAAUGUGUACAUAGUUGUAUGAAACAAUAGAUCUAUAAUUCAAAUUUAUGUUCUAAUUUAAACAUUAAUGAAAUGAAAACCUUGUAAAUUUGUUCAAGUUCAUUUGUGCAAAGUUCCUUGUGGGCAUUUUUAUGUUAAUGUGUAUGAUAAUACCUGUUCUAGUAGAGUAGACCACUUCAUAUCUUGUUACCUUUCUAUACUCUAUGUCUUAUUGCUGAAGUGGCACUUCCAAAAUGCUCAUUUCAUAUUCUUUUUAAAUUGUGUGCUUUUUUCCAAAAGAAAAUUUAUUAUUAUUUUACAAGUUAUUGGACAUAGGGCAAUGUCUCAAAUGUGUCCGUGCUAGCAAACCCCAAGGAUCUGCGCAGAGCGCAAUCUGGAAAGAGGAAAGUCCCAGUCUAUAAAGCUUCCUUGUAUGAUUAUUGUUUUAAUCCUAGUCACUGAUUGCCAGGACGACGUUGGCUAUGUUGUCCCAUGUAUGGAACUCCUAAACUCGCUGGUGUGUGUUAAAACAAAACAAGUAACCCUUGUGUAGCCUAGUUGUAUGGCUUUCCAGCCGUUUAAUUUAAUAUGUACUAAAAUGUAUAGAAACCUCUAGUGAACUCCCUCUUGCUGCUGUCAGAAAGUGGUUAUAGACUUUCAAAAAUUCGUGUAGAUGUAUUUACAAAGCUAGUUAGAAUUUUAUGUGUUUGAGAUAAAUCCAAUUAAAUUGGUUCUAAAUUGAUCUUUGAUAAUUGUUGUAAUGCCAGUCCGUCACAUGCCUUUUAUCUUUAUAAUCAAAGAUCUUUUGUUGACAGACAUUUCAUCUCAGGUUGUUCCCCUACAUUUGUUUUAAUUUGGCUAUAUUUGUCUCGAUGUGUCAGUGUUAGCUGCUACCUUAUCAAUGAAUGCAAGGAAGAAGUUAUGGUUACACAUCUUUUUAAAUUAUUGUAGGUGGUAGGAUGGCAGGUGGCUGAAAAGUAUAUAGGGGUCUUCUCAUGGUGUUAAGUCAAGUUCUUUAUUUAUUCUCAGUAGUAUAAAGUCUUACCCAAUCUGAAAUUCUUGCUUAGUUGAUUCAAACAAAUGUUGCCUGCGCCAAUUCCAAACAAGCAUAUUAUUUCAUUAACCACCUUUGGAAGAGGUUUGUUUAAUGUCCAACCUUCCAUGUACAACAUUGCAACCACCGUAAUAACAAAGAACUUUUCUGAAAGUCAAUAAACUAUUUAAAAGCCUUGAAGUAUAAUCAAAAUGUGUUACGAGCAUACCUGUUAUGUUGUGUCGUGAACAAAAGUAUGAUGUCCUUGUGUAUGUGAAAUGCAAUCGUUGCCAUUCCUAUGGUACUUAAUUUGUUGUAUCCUUGCAUGAAUGAAGUUUGAUGGAAUUGAAAAUGACUGAUGAUAAUUGCUGUGAUUUAACUUAUGGUGGCAAAUUACAAGCAGAUACAACUUACGGUUGACUUAGGCCACCACAUUUCAUUUGAGCGUCCUGACAUUAUAAACAUCAGUGGACUAAAUGUUUGCAGAAGAAGAUGGAAUGGGGGUGGGAGUGAGUCUGUAGUUUUGUAUUGCUAAUUAUUAGUUUCCUUGUGAAAAUUGUAAGAGCUAUUCAGUAUUUUUUUUUUUUUGGAAUGAGCAAAGGAGUAUGUUUGUUUCACUAAGAUAAGUGGUUGGUUAAUUUUACACUAUAUCUCUUUGUAUUUGUGUAUAAAUAUACAAUUUGUGUGUAUAGGUGUUUCUUUUUUAAUUUAAAACAAAAUAUCAUAUAACCAUGUGUGUGACUGUUUUUUGUAAAUUGUUUCUAUUCAUAUUGAGUGCCAAUUUCUUUUGUUGAUAUUCAACAUUUUAUCAGUUACUAUUGUUUUAAUCAAAAUGUAGAUACAUAUUAAAAAUAAAGCAAACCACUAUGUAUGA
This is a messenger RNA of Thrips palmi, 5126 nucleotides long. It is a transcript of the gene Pits, whose product is annotated as probable E3 ubiquitin-protein ligase IRF2BPL. The record is from RefSeq and is a predicted model, not a curated record. Bases 273 to 2150 code for a protein of 625 amino acids. Gene Ontology annotation, biological process: regulation of transcription by RNA polymerase II. Gene Ontology annotation, molecular function: transcription corepressor activity. The transcript has 4 exons. NCBI's taxonomy places the organism in Eukaryota, Metazoa, Arthropoda, Insecta, Thysanoptera, Thripidae. Gene Ontology annotation, cellular component: nucleus.